Molecule: messenger RNA, 830 nt
Organism: Mauremys reevesii (Reeves's turtle)
Lineage: Eukaryota; Metazoa; Chordata; Testudines; Geoemydidae
Product: protein ATP6V1FNB
Exons: 2
Coding region: 108-683 (191 amino acids)
Source: RefSeq, a predicted model, not a curated record
UUGAGACCCUGUUCCACUGGCUCCCCGUCUCCUUGGACACCAGAGGCUGCAGGAACUAACUUGUACCAAACACACAGCAGCUAGCCGCUAGCCUCCUGCUCCAGGCUAUGAGGGGUCUGUUGACCACAAGGGACCAGCACUGCUGGAAGGAGUUGAUUGAGAAAGAGGCUUUCAGCAGGGUCAGCUGGAAGGUGAAGUAUGGGCACAAGUUCCCCAGGCUAGAGCCCUGCAGUGGCCCCAGGAGGAAAUGUAUUCUACCGGCUAUUUGCCCUCUCAAGGAGCAGGAGGAGAGGCUCAGUCCCCCUAGGACCCAGGAGGAGGGAACUGGCUUUAAGAAGCAGGGGGAGGGGAUAAGCCUCCCCAGGAAGCAGGAGGAUAAGGAUCAGGAGCCCCUUCUUAAGGAAAUGAGACCUGCCACCCCCAAGACCAAGCAUCUGCUGUACCAGGGCAUCUCCCGGGAAGGCCAAGGAAGGCACCUGUACCUGCAGGAGAGAAAGCUGAAGAAUCCUGAGGAGAAAUUCCACUAUCCAGUCCUGUCAUCCUGGGAGUAUGGCUGGCGCUUAGGAGACGUUAUUACUGAAAUCAAGGCUCCAAUUCAUGCCAGGUCUGGAAUUGUAAAGGAUACUUUCUACAUCAGAAAUGGAGUCUUCCAUCAUCCAUCAAAAAGUGACAAGCUGUCGUGAGCUUUGGUGUUUGUUACAUAUAUUAGAAAUGCAAAACUCCGUGCUGUUGCCUAGUAUGACUGGUUUUAUGUCAGAUCUGCAACCUCUGUAAUUAUUUCCCUCUUUAAUUGUUUCUGUGGGAGACAAGUUUAAGGUUUCUAAUUCAGA